Impatiens glandulifera is the source of this 997-nucleotide messenger RNA. RefSeq names its product zinc finger CCCH domain-containing protein 9-like. The transcript is spliced from 3 exons. Bases 57 to 782 code for a protein of 241 amino acids. Lineage: Eukaryota; Viridiplantae; Streptophyta; Magnoliopsida; Ericales; Balsaminaceae. The record is from RefSeq and is a predicted model, not a curated record.
CUAUAUUCCUCUCUCUCUCUCUCUCUUCAUUGAACACAGUCCUCUCUAAGUAUCAAAUGCAGAAAGAGGAUUGUUAUGGCGGUAUCAACAACAACAACAACGAAGGAACUACCGCUACAGUCACGAACUCAUCAACAUUCCGACCUCGCAAUACUCAUCAUCUCUCUCAGCAUCAAUUCAACGAAACCGAUUUCAACUCAAACUCAUUGCAUCAAUCAAUGUUAGAGCUAAAUCGGAGAUCCAUGUCGGUUACAUCUUCUGAAUGCUACUCUCACUAUGAAACCGCACACGCCUUAUCAGCUGCUAACCGUCUGAAGGAAGCUCAAUUCGUUCUCGAGUACCAGCAACUCUACAACCGGUACUCGCUGUUAAUUACUCGUUUACAGGAAUCACUAAGAGAAGCUGGAUCUAUUCGCCAAGAGAAUGACGAUCUACGUAUCGUCAACACUGAUUUGAUGAAACGCCUAAAUCUUCUAUCACAGGCUACUAUCCAGAAUAGCCUUCUCUCUAAUCGACGAUCAUCUCCUCUGUCUAUUAUAAACAAUUUCAAUCAUCUCAGCCUUGGAGCAAAUGUAUCAGACGAUCUUGUUUCAGCAGAAAUUGUCCAUCCAAAUACUACUACAUCGGUUCGUUCAAGGGAUUAUCUGAAUAUUUCUCAGCGUGGCGGAAGCAAAGGAAAGAAUCCUGCAGCAUCUGGAAGUGGAGUACAGCAAAGAGUUUAUCCAGGAGGUGAGCAGGACGAUGAUGCACACACGAGUUCCAGGUAUACAACUAGGGUUUGAUGAUGAUGAUGAUGAUGUUCAUGACUGACUAUGCAGCAAGUGAGAGAACUCGCCGGAAAACUCGCCGGUAAACAGGUUUGCCGAAUUGUUUGAUAUAGUUUUAUUAUCUGCUUUAUUUCAACAACUUAUCAUAAUGAUGCAUACAAUUAAUGAUGAAUAGUUUUAUCAAUUUCAUGAUAUGAUAAUUACUUACUUGAUUAAGUCGUAAUCUAAUU